AUGUUAGCCAGCAGGAUAUUUUUUCGUGAUUUCUGUAAAGAUAUUCUCCCUUUACUUGUUGGUACAGAUACUCAACUCUCUUCUUUUUGGCCCAAUGACCGAGUUCCUUUAAGAAAUUCGAAAUCUUACCCUAGCGCGAAACUAACUGGAGCAGAGGAAUGCGUGAAUACAGAGCAAGAUGAUGAGACGACUUUUAGAGAAAGGACCAGAACAGAAGAGAACAAAUGCAGAAUGGACAGGCCCAAGGCACAGAAAACGGUGCAAAAGGUUGAAAAAUUCCAGAACGACUGCAUGGAGGAGGACAGGGAGGAGCAAGAUAAGCUAGUGCCCACUUCAACUAGAACAUUUUCUUACGACAACUUUCGCAGCUUUUUAAUUCUGGCUAAUGAAAAACUGAUGCAUCUGAAGGAAAUCAAGCUUUUGAUAAACCUAGCCAAAAAGGAGGUAAAAUAUUUGUACUUAAUUAUAAAUGAUAUAGGCCUGUUCAGUUAA
Messenger RNA from Protopolystoma xenopodis, 492 nucleotides. Lineage: Eukaryota; Metazoa; Platyhelminthes; Monogenea; Polystomatidea; Polystomatidae. The record is from the annotation of a GenBank genome assembly.